AUGGCGCCGGAACAGCGCUGGGCUGAUCUGCCGCCAGAUCUCCUUUGCCGCAUCGGAGACCGGCUCGACCUCAAGUGGUCCUUCGAGCUCACCGCCAUCGUGUCGGGAAGCCGCUGCGUCGGAUCCAGCAACGGCUGGCUCGCGCUCUCCGUCGUCGGCUCCAUCGACGAGACCGUGUUCGUGCUCCUCAACCCCAUCGCUGCCGUGGAGAUCAUCCUCCCGCCGCUGAUCUACGAACACGAGGAUGAGAGCCGCCGCGAUUGGGUUUCCAAGGUCGUCUUCACCCCGUGCCCCGCCAAGGACGACUUCGCCGCCGCCGCGAUCUGCGACAUCGACAGGAUUGCGUACGUCACCGCCGGUGCCAAGAGGUGGGCCGUCAUGGACCCCGUCCGCCUCACCAGCGAGGUCGGGGACCAGCUCACCGACGUCGUCUACACUGACAAAGGUAAGGUCUACUGCCUCUCCAUGUGCGGGGACGUACAUGUGCUCCGUCUCCCUAAGCGCCGACGUUGUAAGCCUGCCAACGCCGAUGAGGCAGGGCCCUCGGAGCCAGAGUUCUCCGUUCUCCAGCCGCCGCCUCCUCCCCCGCCGCCUGCUGAACACACAAUUAUUGUCCCCCCACCGUUUUGGCAAUAUCAGGAGCCAUUGGGGAUAAUGCCACUCCCCCCAUAUGAAUAUGAGGAAGUUCCACCUCAAUUGCAAGGACCACACCUGAAUGCGCCAUCCACUGUUGAGCCCCUGCUGCCGCUGUUCGACCCUGCCACUGUCUUUGCUCCACCUUAUGACACCGUGUCGGCGUUCACCAGCGCCAAAAACUUGGUGUUCUGCAAGGGCAAUCUGUACCAAAUUUGGAGGAACACAAGCUGCACCGUGACUCUGCAGCUGCCUGCAGGGGGUCAGCGCUGUGUCGCGGAAAAUGAGAUACUGGUGCUGAGGUACUAUCCUCGACGGCGACGCCGGCCUUGCUGGGAUGCCGUGAAGGACCUAGGAGGUUACUCACUCUUUGUGGGAAGGAACAAUGCAGUGUCGAUGUAUGCAGAGGGUGUGCCGGGACUGAGGGGCAACUGUGUAUACUGGAUUGGCGGGCGUGGUAGGGAUCAGGGCAUGGUCUUUGACAUGGAAUCUGGGAGGUCCACGCCGUGCGGGGCUCCUCAGGCUGGCGUUUUACCAGGUGGUCAUCCGUAUAGCACAAUCUGCUGGUACUUCAUGAGCGAUGUAAUGAGCAGCAGCAGCAGUGGAUGA
Miscanthus lutarioriparius is the source of this 1242-nucleotide messenger RNA. NCBI's taxonomy places the organism in Eukaryota, Viridiplantae, Streptophyta, Magnoliopsida, Poales, Poaceae. The record is from the annotation of a GenBank genome assembly.